ACUAAAAAAUUUCGCCAAGAAGGCCAAGAGGUACAGAAGGUUUUCCAAAGUGCAUCUGAGCACGCCCACUUUGGGCUAGUUAGGUUUACUAUGCUGGUCACCUUGUGUGGUCUCUGCUAUAGGUAACUGCGUGGUACCACUACUCCUUUCUUUAAAAUAGUAGAAUUGUAUUGGUUCAAAAACUAGAUAAAUCAGUCAAACUCUUAUUUCAUGAAUUAUUUUCAAACAUUCAGGUGGUAGUUGUAUGGAGUAAAGCUGUCAUUCCGUUUCUAAGCUGCAAGUCAGGUUUUUAAAAGUUCAGCUUUGUUGUGACUUUUUACUUGAAGAACCAUUUGAAAAGUUAAUAUUUUUUUCUUUGUGGAUGAAUAAUAUUUGAUUCUAAAAACCACACUGCCGAUCGAGGGCUUGUUACCCAAGGAUAAAAAUGGAUUACGAUUUGUUCAAAAACGAGAUCACAUCUAAGGAAAUAAUAUGGCUUUUGCUAGCCUUGGAUAACAAAAUUCUCUUUUAUAGUGGCCAAAACGAGGAAUUAAUGAAGAGGCUCUGUUGCCAUUCUCACGAGAAAUUUUUUUUAAAUAAAAAUGAUUCUAAACUGCUCAACAGACGUGUCAUUCCAGAAAAAAAUUUUGGUUUCCUGAGUGAACUAUUCCGAAGAAUGAAUUUGUUAACGAAUUUCGAACCAUCCGUAAGGCCUUUGGCAUCCAAAUUGUUGGAGUUGACAGAAAACAAACAUUAUACUGAAAUGCUGUUGUUCUGCGCCUCUCUUUUAAUUGAUUUUCAUUUUGAUCAUAGUUGUUCGAAAUACAUGUCACUAGCAUUGAAAUUUUAUUUGAAAGCUUACCAGUUUAGCGAGUUUGGUUAUUACGAAGAGUGCAGCACUAUUGCGACAGAUUUGUUGAGUUACCUAAGAUAUAUUUCCGCUUCUCCAUACCAUUAUCAACGUGAAUUGUUUACAGGCUAUAUUGAAGAGUUUUUGAAGUUUUGUGAUUUGCACUGUAGCCCUUUUAGAUUAGGGAAAGAUGUACUUUGCCCAAUCUUAGACGAAGCUUUCGAUCUAUCGCACAAGUAUAAUUUUGGUUUUUUACCAUUCGGAGAUAUUGGGAGCAGCUACUACAAGAAGAAAUAUAAUCAGCGUUCACUAAUAGAAAAUUGUGAACAAUAUAUGAUUCUAACAAGAAAUGGUUUUGAAGAUCGAUAUUUUGGAGAGGCUGUCAAAGAGUAUAAAUAUGCCCUCAUUAGAACUGAUAUUAAUAACGUAUUUGGAUUCCAAGACAUCGUUGUGCAAGAGUUCAAUACCGUGAUGUAUCGGUCUGUCCAAGUCUUAUUUCUGUACAUUGAAUGUAUCUACUACGGUGGAUACGGUGGAUCAAAAAUAGGUAUGGAAACAUUGCAGCGUGUGUGGGCAACAACACCAGAUCCUUUCUUAUCAAAGAGUCAAUUCUUGUCCUGCUUUAAGGAAUUGCAGGCUGAUGUUCAGCCUGAAUUGCACAGAGCCUGGGAUUGGUAUCAGAAGAAUGUACUGACUGAUGGUGAUUCUGGUGAGAGCUCACCUCGAUCUCUAAAACACAUUUCAAGGUGUGCCAUCCGCCGAAGAUUAACAGAAUGCUCACAUGUACCAAAUUGUGUUAAAUCUUUUGAAAUACCUGUAACCCUAAAGAAUUAUCUGCGCUUGAUCUAAUAAAGUAAAUUAAUUUACA
Messenger RNA from Parasteatoda tepidariorum (common house spider), 1697 nucleotides. RefSeq lists its product as uncharacterized. NCBI's taxonomy places the organism in Eukaryota, Metazoa, Arthropoda, Arachnida, Araneae, Theridiidae. The record is from RefSeq and is a predicted model, not a curated record. Gene Ontology annotation, biological process: intracellular signal transduction.